AUGGAAUUUCUUCGCUCUCUCAACCCAAAAUCAUGGGUCUGUGCAGUACUAUCUCUGUCAUGGCUGACCAGGAUUCUGGUGUUUUGCGUUUUUGUCUUGGACGCUGCGCAAGGACAGGUCCGUUACUCUAUUCCCGAGGAAAUGACGAAAGGCUCGCUUGUAGGGAAUAUAGUUCAGGACCUUGGUUUGGACACAAAGAGGCUAAAAUCUGGCCGAGCGCGGAUUUUUACCGAGGACAGUCGUGAGUAUAUUGAUUUGAAUGCAGAUAAAGGGACACUGAUAGUGAGAGAGAGAAUAGACAGAGAGGAGCUGUGCGCUCAGAUGUCUCCCUGUUCCUUACAUUUCCAGAUCAUACUAGAGAACCCCUUGGAGUUGCAUCCUGUGAAAAUAAUGAUUCAAGAUCAGAACGAUAACCCGCCUCAGGUUCUCUACCCAGUACAGACUGGUGGCUCUCUAGUAACUGAAAUGGUGCCCCGUUCCGCAGAUGUGGGGUAUCUUGUCACUAAAGUGGUGGCCGUGGACGUGGACUCUGGACAGAACGCCUGGCUCUCAUACAAACUGCUGAAGACAACAGACAGGGCGCUGUUUGAAGUGGGCCUACAGAAUGGAGAAAUAAGAACUAUUCGCCAAGUUACUGAUAAAGAUGCUGUAAAACAAAGGCUCACUGUUGUGGUGGAGGACAACGGCCAGCCCUCUCGCUCAGCUACAGUCAAUGUUAACGUGGUUGUGGCUGACAAUUUUCCUGAAGUGCUCUCGGAGUUCAGUGAAUUUGAGCACGACAAGGAUUACAACAACCUGACUUUUUACUUAGUCUUGUCCUUGGCUGUAGUGUCCUUUCUCUUUAUUGUGUCCAUAAUAGCUAUUCUGUCUGUGAAAUGCUACCGAUGGCAGCAACAUCGCGUGCUUUGCAAAUCCAGUGCCAAUCUUCCAGUUAUACCGUAUUAUCCACCCCUGUACGCAGACAUAGGAGGCACGGGGACUCUCCAGUAUGGGUGCAAUUAUGACGUUUGCAGAACGACUGACUCCAGACAGAGCGAUCUGAUACACCGAAAACCUUGCACUCAGAGCAUCAUUAGUCUGGAAAGCAGUGGAACAAAUACGCUCCCGCAUGCACAGAGGGUAAACCUUCCUAAUGAUGACUCUGAAGAUCAGUGCUCUAAGUGCCGCUGUUGA
This is a messenger RNA of Chanos chanos (milkfish), 1173 nucleotides long. Its product is annotated as protocadherin beta-18-like. Gene Ontology annotation, cellular component: plasma membrane. The record is from RefSeq and is a predicted model, not a curated record. Lineage: Eukaryota; Metazoa; Chordata; Actinopteri; Gonorynchiformes; Chanidae. The coding region runs from base 1 to 1173 and encodes 390 amino acids. Gene Ontology annotation, biological process: homophilic cell-cell adhesion. The transcript is spliced from 3 exons. Gene Ontology annotation, molecular function: calcium ion binding.